CCUCCCUACUCCUGCCACCAGAGGCCUCACAGGCCCUGCACAUACCCUUUGGCAAAGGCAGGUCCAAGGGGGCUUCCUUCCUGUUGCCCCUUGCUGUUCCCUGCUAGCCCUGGAGAGUCUUCCUUUGCUUCUAAGGGGGGCAGGGGGGCUGCUGGGAAUUUUAGGGGUGCCAGCACCACCCCAGCCUCCAGACAAAGCUGGAGUAUGAGAGGCCUCGGUCUCAGGAAGCCUCUUUCACAACACCCAGCAGGCCAUCGUCAGACAGUUAGUGGAGGCCCUGUGAGGCUGGAAGGGGAAGUUCGCUGUGCGUGGGGGUGUGUUUCCACAUAGGGGACGUCUGUGGAAAUGGUUUCCGAUCAUCGGACUGUGGGUAUCUGUGUGUGUGUCAGUUCCUGUGGUACUGGUGUGACUGAUGUGGGGAGGCCAUGUGGCAAAGGCCUGGGCCUGGUCACCCCCUGCCCCACGGCUACCUGCUCUUCCUCCUCAGGCCUCUGUGACGUCUGUGCGGGGGCCUCUGCCCCCUCGCCUGUCCCGGGGCCCUGGGCUGGCAGGCUGCUUUGGGCAGGGCUGGGUGUGGUGGGGCCUGCCCGGCAGGCUGCCGUUGGGGUGGGCCCAGCCGUGGGAGGGUCACUACAGGAGGAGGAGUGCCCGUGCUCUGAGCAGGGACAGUCAGAGAUGGUGGCCUUGUUGACUUCUGCCCCCCAUCUCUCCAGAGGAUGUUUGUGGGGGUGGGGCGCCACUCGGUCACCACCCCGUUGCCUUGGGACAUCAGAAUAUGUUCCAGUCCCCCUGCCUUAGGAUCAGGGGAGACGAGGGAUGGGGUGUCUCUCUGGGCCCCCACCCCUGGGAGUCACGGUCUUGGGGUCCGCAGUGUCCCCUCCACAGCAGGGCAGCUUAACCCAUCUUCUGUCCCUCCUCCCCGCAGAGGGGGAAGUGAGAGGGAAGGGGUCAGGGACCCUGCCUUCUGGGCCAGGAAAGCUGAAAAAGCAGAAGUGAGGGGAGUAGCUGGGCCCUCUGCCACCGGCCUGGGCCCCACCAUGCAGACCCCGGCAGAUUUCCCCUGGGGUGAGAGAGACUCACUCCCCUAUCCCAGAAAGGAUGAGGGCGUCCUCAAGGAGAUCUCCAUCACGCACCACGUCAAGGCAGGCUCCGAGAAGGCCGACCCGUCCCAUUUUGAGCUCCUCAAGGUUCUGGGCCAGGGAUCCUUUGGCAAAGUCUUCCUGGUGCGGAAGAUCACCCGGCCUGACAGUGGACACCUGUACGCCAUGAAGGUACUAAAGAAGGCGACGCUGAAAGUGCGUGACCGUGUUCGGACUAAGAUGGAGCGAGACAUCCUUGCUGACGUAAACCACCCGUUUGUGGUGAAGCUGCACUACGCCUUCCAGACCGAGGGCAAGCUCUACCUUAUUCUGGACUUCCUGCGUGGCGGGGACCUCUUCACACGGCUCUCCAAAGAGGUUAUGUUCACGGAGGAGGAUGUGAAGUUUUACCUGGCCGAGCUGGCUUUGGGCCUGGACCACCUGCACAGCCUAGGCAUCAUUUACAGAGACCUGAAGCCUGAGAACAUCCUUCUGGAUGAGGAGGGCCACAUCAAGCUCACUGACUUCGGCUUGAGCAAGGAGGCCAUUGACCACGAGAAGAAGGCCUACUCCUUCUGCGGAACAGUGGAGUACAUGGCCCCCGAGGUCGUCAACCGCCAGGGCCACACCCACAGUGCAGACUGGUGGUCCUAUGGGGUGCUGAUGUUUGAGAUGCUGACGGGCUCCCUGCCCUUCCAGGGGAAGGAUCGGAAAGAGACCAUGACACUGAUUCUGAAGGCGAAGCUAGGCAUGCCCCAGUUUCUGAGCACGGAAGCCCAGAGCCUCCUGCGGGCCCUGUUCAAGCGGAAUCCUGCCAACCGGCUCGGCUCGGGCCCUGACGGGGCCGAGGAGAUCAAGCGGCAUGUCUUCUACUCCACCAUUGACUGGAACAAGCUGUACCGGCGUGAGAUCAAGCCACCCUUCAAGCCGGCCGUGGCACAACCCGAUGAUACCUUCUACUUUGACACCGAGUUCACGUCCCGCACGCCCAAGGACUCCCCAGGCAUCCCCCCCAGCGCUGGUGCUCAUCAGCUGUUCCGUGGCUUCAGCUUCGUGGCCACUGGCCUAAUGGAGGAUGACGGCAAGCCCCGGGCCACGCAGGCGCCCCUGCACUCGGUGGUACAGCAACUACACGGGAAGAACCUGGUUUUUAGUGAUGGCUACGUGGUAAAAGAGACCAUUGGUGUAGGCUCCUACUCCGAGUGCAAGCGCUGCGUCCACAAGGCCACCAACAUGGAGUAUGCUGUCAAGGUCAUUGACAAGAGCAAGCGAGAUCCCUCGGAAGAGAUUGAGAUUCUUCUGCGGUACGGACAGCACCCCAACAUCAUCACCUUGAAAGAUGUGUACGAUGAUGGCAAACACGUGUACCUGGUGACAGAGCUUAUGCGGGGAGGAGAGCUGUUGGACAAGAUCCUGCGGCAGAAAUUCUUCUCGGAGCGUGAGGCCAGCUUCGUCCUGCACACCAUCAGCAAGACCGUGGAAUAUCUGCACUCCCAGGGAGUUGUGCACAGGGACCUCAAGCCCAGCAACAUCCUGUAUGUUGACGAGUCUGGAAACCCUGAGUGCCUGCGUAUCUGUGACUUUGGCUUUGCCAAGCAGCUGCGGGCUGAGAAUGGGCUUCUCAUGACACCUUGCUAUACUGCCAACUUCGUGGCACCUGAGGUACUGAAGCGCCAGGGCUAUGACGAGGGCUGCGACAUCUGGAGCCUGGGCAUCCUGCUCUACACCAUGCUGGCGGGAUAUACUCCAUUUGCCAACGGACCCAGUGACACACCGGAGGAAAUCCUGACCCGGAUCGGCAGUGGGAAGUUCACCCUCAGCGGGGGAAAUUGGAACACGGUUUCGGAUGCAGCCAAGGACCUAGUGUCCAAGAUGCUGCACGUGGACCCCCACCAACGCCUCACAGCUAAGCAGGUCCUGCAGCACCCAUGGAUCACGCAGAAAGACAAGCUUCCCCAGAGCCAGCUGUCCCACCAGGACUUGCAGCUUGUAAAGGGCGCCAUGGCAGCUACAUACUCUGCGCUCAACAGCUCCAAGCCCACCCCUCAGCUGAAGCCCAUUGAGUCAUCUAUCCUGGCCCAGCGGCGGGUGAGGAAGCUGCCAUCCACCACCCUGUGAGGGGCCAGAGCAUCAGGCGCCGGGCGGUGCUAGCUCGAUGGAGGCAGCAUACUUCCCAGAGGGAGCAGGCCUGAGUCACAGGGCCAAAGGGAGCGGAGCCCGAGGGGCCCAGGAAGCAGCCAGCCCCGAUCACCCCAGUGAGGGUGUGAGAAGUGCCUUCUCCUUCCCCAGGAUGGACUCUUCUCAGCUCAGGCUCUGCUGCUGGUUGAAAUCAAUCCACUGUACAGACUCAUCUUUUUUUAAGGAAAAAUGGCAUCAACCACCAUGGAUUUUUACAGAAUCCACUUGACUUUUCUGGGAGCAGAAGUAGCCAGUGCGGCCCCAGGAGGGGAACUGAGUCACACUAUGGCUCUCUGUGGCUGAGACUCCUUACAGCAGCUUUGGGGUCACCCCAAGGGGUUCCCCACGAUUGGCUGUCUGUAGCCAGCUGUGCCCACCUCCGAGGCAGCCAGCAUCACCUUCCAGAGCCGCUGGCUGUUUCGCAGAACUUGCUCUGUCCCCAACAGCUCCUUUUCUGUUCUGUUCUGUUCCGGGGUCUGGAACCACUUUCUGCUAGAGGAGAGGACCAAGGCCCCGUGGCUCCCAGCUCCAGGCACCAGCAUCCACCCGGGCCCCUCCAGUGGGUCCCCUGCAAUCAGGUUGGGCAGCCCCUGGAGGAGCAUCCGGAAAGCACUUUUUGGCUGACUUCUGCUGGAGUCUGCCACAGGACAGAGUUCACAGGAGGCCUGUGGGGCGGGCCCAGAGAGGCAGGGGCUUUUUUCAUUUCUUCCUCAGCUGGUAACUCAGGGCUUAUCUGUCCAUGGCCUUUCUAAUAAAAUUACAGUUGAGUUGAA
Molecule: messenger RNA, 4030 nt
Organism: Sus scrofa (pig)
Lineage: Eukaryota; Metazoa; Chordata; Mammalia; Artiodactyla; Suidae
Gene: RPS6KA1
Product: ribosomal protein S6 kinase A1
Biological process (GO): protein phosphorylation; intracellular signal transduction
Molecular function (GO): magnesium ion binding; ATP binding; protein serine/threonine kinase activity
Source: RefSeq, a predicted model, not a curated record